ACACCCUGUUCAUCUCACCAUUGUCUCUCUUCCUCCACUUUAAGAACCGAGAGCCAUUCCUCACCGCCGCCCGCCGCCGACUACCGGUUCACUUCCGGCGAAGUCGAGUAAACCCGCUGUCCUUCCGGAGAAAUCUUGCAGAUCCGGCCAUUUGUCUUCUCUGGCACUUUCUGGCCAUCUCUUACUGAAGAGUCGAUCGCCUUCAGUCGGCGACGCAUCUGGUCGCUGCAUCUUCAUCUGGCAGACAUUAACGGAAGUUUAAGCGGCAAGUGAGAUGUCCAGGUUUCGAGCACUUUGGCAAGCUUCUCUUAAUGCAACUAAGAAAGCUCUCACAUGGAGUGCUGAAGAUUUGAUUCCUCCGAGUGAAAGAUAUAUUUUCAGUUUCAAUUCAAAGGAAGAGCUCAAAAAGUGGCAUUUGUAUUCAGAUUCUGAAUAUGGAGGUUUGUCCUCUGCAUCUUUGGAGAUUAGGGAUGCUGGAAAUGGAUCAAAAGGUAUCUUCUCAGGAAAACUCUCUCUGGAUGUAGCUGAGGAUUCCAAAUGGAAUAUUACUCGGAGUGGCUUUUGUGGUAUGCGCUCUAAGAAGUUUGAUGGCUUCAUUGAUUUGGAUGCAUAUGACACCAUAGCUCUAAAAGUCAAAGGAGAUGGGAGAUGUUAUAUUUCUACCGAGCAUACUUUGGUGCAGAUUUAUACAGAAAAUUGGGUGAACUCACCUGGGCAGCAGGAGGAUAAUUCCUGGCAAGCCUUUGUCUUUAUGCCUAAAGACAACUGGUAUAUCACAAAGAUUCCUCUAACUCGAUAUCUGCCAACAUGGAGAGGGAAUGUCAUCGAUGCAGACUUGGAAAUGAAUCCGUCUCGGAUUGUUGGCAUGUCUCUAUCUGUCAAUGCAGAAGGUGGCGUUCCAGGUGCUAGGUCCGGCCCCGGUGAUUUCCAAAUGGAAAUUGAUUGGAUUAAGGCGUUGAGGACACAGUGAGUUGUGUGAAGUGCCUUGGAUCAUAUCACUUGAAAACAUAAUUGUAGUAGUAGAUAGGGUAGCUAGUAGUAGAAACAUAAUUGUUUCUGGUGAAUGCACCAACUGAGCUUUGCAUUUUACAAGUUAAGAUGCAUUUUGUUUUUGGCAAAAUUCAGUACCUUGGAUGAGAAUAUACACUGAAAAUCAUGGAGAUAUUUGUAAGACAAGCCAUCGUUCUUUCUGGCAAAAUACAAGAAAUAAGCAAACAGUGGACAGCAGCAAGCAAAACGGUGGUUUGAUUUUGUUACGGUUUUUAGUUUUCUGUUAUCACCUUGUAAACUUUGUUUUUGGCAAAAGAUGAAAGCACGGAAUCAGCUUUUUAAGA
Diospyros lotus (date-plum) is the source of this 1334-nucleotide messenger RNA. RefSeq names its product probable complex I intermediate-associated protein 30. The transcript has 8 exons. Gene Ontology annotation, cellular component: mitochondrion. The coding region runs from base 275 to 970 and encodes 231 amino acids. Gene Ontology annotation, biological process: mitochondrial respiratory chain complex I assembly; mitochondrial electron transport, NADH to ubiquinone. Lineage: Eukaryota; Viridiplantae; Streptophyta; Magnoliopsida; Ericales; Ebenaceae. The record is from RefSeq and is a predicted model, not a curated record.